Messenger RNA from Daphnia pulex (common water flea), 1706 nucleotides. RefSeq lists its product as uncharacterized. Bases 549 to 1598 code for a protein of 349 amino acids. The record is from RefSeq and is a predicted model, not a curated record. NCBI's taxonomy places the organism in Eukaryota, Metazoa, Arthropoda, Branchiopoda, Diplostraca, Daphniidae. The transcript has 3 exons.
UCCUCUGAUUUCAUACAGCCAAUCAUUUCAAGCAUAACAAGUUUUUUGAGAUGGCCAAGUAUGGCAGCGUGAGCUACUAAGGAGUGAAACAAAACCCUCCAUUUGUCCUUUUGUUCUUGUUGCGAUAAAUGUUAACCGAUGACUGGGUUGAUUACAAGUUUGGCCAGCUUGAACUGAAUAUCGGUGUAUAAUUACUAUUCCGUAAUGUAUAAAAUUUCACUCUGGGUGUGUUACCAUGGAACUUAUUCACUUUACCCAACUUCUGUUUUCACACGUGUCCUAUUUAUUUUCCAACAACAGACGCGCUCCUAUUUCCAUCUCACAACUGUCGCAAUGAAUUCGUGCGUGAAUUUAUUCCUGUUAAAUUGAUGACGUCUGGGUAACGCAUCUGCAUAGGAAUAAAAUAACAAAAACAACUUAUGGCCGUUUUUAUUACGUGCAACAUCUUUUUGUUAGUAAUCCUGUUCCCAUUUCUAGAAUAGUCUUUCUAGUGCAUCGGACCCUAUAGCAUUCAAUUAAAUCGUAGUUAAUCCACCCACUAGGUGUAAAUGUACAAGUUAGUCACUUACAAAAUUUUCGUCAAAAAGUUGGCCGUUGAAUCGAACAUGCCUCGCCGUCGGUUGUCGUUUUCCUACCUGCAAUUGACCAUUUUAUCCGGUUGUUUUCUCAUUUUCACAUCUUUCCAGUUGUACACCAAGUCCAUCAUCUUUGCCGAUCGACCUCCUUUCGCAGAAUUCAACAACGAGACGGGCGCCGAUGACUUGAUCGUCCCCAACAUCAUCCAUUUCAUCCACUACAACAAAUCGGAGCUCAACUUUGUCGAUUACGUCGUUCUGAAGGCCGCCAUGCGCAACCACAAACCGGACAUGUUCUACUACCACACGGACAUUGUCAACUUUCAAUUCGAAGGCAAAUACUGGGACUGGGUCAAGAAGGAAGAACAACUCUGGUCCAGGAUCGAAGUCAAGUACCUGGAAGCUCCGACGGACAUUUUCGGUCAGAAACUGAGCGAAGGUUGGCGAUUUUAUCACGGCGGGGAUAUCGGACGCAUCCGCGUUUUGAUGCAAUACGGAGGCAUCUACCUGGACAACGACGCUUUUGUUAUCAAUUCACUGGACAAGUAUCGCAAAUUCGAAUGCGUCCUCAACUGGGAUGACAAUCAAUUCAUGGGCACCCAAAUUAUUAUCGCUCACAAGGACGCCCGUUUCCUGCCACUUUGGCUGGAUUCUUACAGGGACUACCGGCCGGAUUUGUGGUACUACAACGCCGGAGAGCGGCCAACUGUUGAAAUCCUGCACAAAAAUCCGGAAUUGAUCCACCGAGUGAAGGGCGAUUUCGGAGCUGACACGAGUAUUUCUAUGAAUCUUUACGAUAAUCCAGCGUUCAACUGGCGACAUUUGGAUGCCAUUCACUUGCUAGUGAACCACCGCUAUUACAUGGAUGACAAUUACAACAAGACGCCCGUUUUUGACGAGAAUACAAUCCGCACUUACAAGUAUUCAUUCGGAGAAAUGGUUCGCCAACUACUCGAUAUCCGUCCGGCUAUUUCUCACAUUGAAACGGACACAAACAAUUCCCGAAAGUCAGUUGCUAUUUAGUAUUCUCCGUUUCACUCUCAAGUCAGCUGCGAAAUGGAAAUUGACUCGAGGUCGUUCACUAUAUUUUCAGUCAGGUGAGCUCAGGUAAUAAUAAUAAUCCUUGUGCUG